This is a messenger RNA of Onychostoma macrolepis, 12202 nucleotides long. Its product is annotated as mucin-2-like. The record is from RefSeq and is a predicted model, not a curated record. The coding region runs from base 104 to 12202 and encodes 4032 amino acids. The transcript is spliced from 10 exons. NCBI's taxonomy places the organism in Eukaryota, Metazoa, Chordata, Actinopteri, Cypriniformes, Cyprinidae.
CCCAGUCUUGACAACAAUUAAUCUAAAUUUACUACAAUACCUAUUGAAACAUAUUUCACAUGUAUAUGUGUGUGCACAGGUGUAGGAGGUGCCGCUAUUCACAAUGAGGUUCAUAUUCUCAUUGUGUGUUUCAAUUCUGCUACUGUAUGGUGAAAUAACUGACGGACAAUUAACAGACCCUUGCAACAGCUACAAUAUUCUGGAUGAUCCUCGAAGAGCCACCAACAAUCAAUAUUCCUCUCAAAUAAUGUGUGACUGUGAGGUCAGCUGGAGCGGCUGGUACCGUCUCUUCAUUCAGGGUCAGGGCGUUCACAUGCCAGACACAUGUGUUGAUCAGGACAGCUGUGGCACUCAUGCUCCACUCUGGCUGAGAGGAGGACAUCCAACAGUUGAGGAUGGAGUGGUCACUCGAGAUGUCUGCGGGCACUAUGACAAUGACUGCUGCUCUUUUCUGUCCAAUCCCAUUAAAGUCAAAGCCUGUCCAGGAGAUUAUUAUGUCUAUGAGUUUGUGAAACCAGCUUUCUGCUAUUUAGCAUAUUGUGCAGAUGCAACAAACAUCAACACUACAUAUACAAUUACGACUGUGGUUCCUCCUGUUGACCCCUGCAACAACUACAAUGUGGUAGAUGAUCCAUGGAGAGCCACCAACAAUCAAUAUAACUCUGAAAUAAUGUGUGACUGUGAAGUUAGCUGGAACGGCUGGUACCGUCUCUUCAUUCAGGAUCAGAGCGUUCAGAUGCCAGACACAUGUGUUGAAGAGUAUAGUUGUGGCACUCAUGCUCCACUCUGGCUGAACGGAAGACAUCCAACAGUUGAGGAUGGAGUGGUCACUCGAGAUGUCUGCGGUCACUGGGACAAUAACUGCUGCCAUUUCCAAUCCAAUCCCAUUAAAGUUAAAGCCUGUCCAGGAAAUUAUUUUGUUUAUGAGUUUGUGAAACCCGCUUUCUGCUCCUUGGCAUACUGCGCAGCUGUAGCAAACAUAAACACUUCCUAUACUACUGUCACGCCGAUGAAAACCUCAACAAUAGCCACUACAAUCAUGGACUUUACUGAUAUUGGGAACAACAGCAUUUCCUAUACUACUGUCUUGAUUGAAACCUCAAACAUAAAAACCACAUUAAUAGAAACAACAAUCAUGGUCACUGGUAAUGCAGAAAGUACUACCACCGAGCCCACAACAACAAACCACAGCACCAUAACUCCAGAAAGUCCCACAAAGGAGACCACAAUAAUAAGCAGCAGCACUACAACUCCCGAAAGAUCAUCAACACAGACUACAACAACAGAUAGCACCUCUACCGGCACCAUAACAACAGAAAGUACUACCACAGGUACCACAACCGAUAUCACAACAACAGACAGCAAGACCAACACAGAAAGUACAACCUCUGGCAUGACCACUCCAGGAAGUACUACCACAGAAACCAUAACAUCAGAAAGCACCACUACUAUCACCACAACUCCAGACAGUGCAACAACAGAGACCACAAUGGCAGAAAGUAAGACCACUGGCACCACUACUGCAGAAACUAUUGCCACAGAGACCACGCCAACAAGUAUCACCACCAGUACCACCACCACACAAGAAAGCACAACAACUGAGACCACAACAACAGAAACUCCCAGUACUACAACUUCAAAAAUUACAACAACAGAGACCACAACACCAGAAAGCAUAACAACUAAGACCACAAAAUUAGAAAGUACCUCCGCAGGCACAAAAAUGGAAACCACAACAAUAGAAAAUACCAGCCUCGGUACAACAACUGAGACCUCAACAAUACAAAGUACCACAACAGGCACCACAGCUGAGAUCACAACAACAGAAGGGACCACCACUCCAGACAGUACUACCACAGAAACCACAACAACAGAAAGCACCACCACCAGCACCACAAGUCCAGAAAGCACCACAAUAACAGAAAGUACAACCAUUGGCACCACCACUCCACAAAGCACAACAAUGAAGACCAAAAUAACAGAAAGUACCCCAACAGGCACAACUGAGAUCACAACAACAGAAGGAAUCAUCACUCCAGAGAGUACUACAACAGAGACCACAACUCCAGAAAGCACCACAAUGACAAAAAGUACAAUCACCGGCACAACCACUUUAGAGAGUACAACAACGGAGACCACAACAACAGAAAGUACCACCUCCGGCACAACAGCUGAGACCACAAGAGUAGAAAGUACCACCACAGGCAGCAACACUAAUAUCACAACAAAAGAGGGUACUACCAAUCCAGAAAGUACUACCACAGAGACCACUGGCACAACUAUUGGCACCGCAGCAACAGAAAGCACCACCACAAGCACCACAACUGAGAUCACAAAAACAGAAGGCACCACUAGCCCAGAAAGUACUACAACAGAGACCACAACAACAGAAAGCACCACAAUUAAUACCACAACUCCAGAAAGCACAACAAUGACAGAACACACCACCACUGGCACAACAACCGAUGCCAUAACAAUAGAAAGUGCCACCACAAGCACCACAACUGUCAUCAAAACAACAGAAGGAACCACCACUCCGGAAAGUACUACCACAGAUACCACAACAACAGAAAGCAGCACCACCAGUACCACAGCUCCAGAAAGCACCACAGUGACAGAAAGUACAACCAGUGUUACCAACACUCCAGAAAGUACAACCACGAAAAACACAACAACAACAAUUAGCACCCCUGGCACAACAACUGACACCACAACAGACACCAUAACAACAGAAAGAACCAUCACUGGUUCUACAACUCCAGAAAGUACAACAACAGAGACCACAACAACAGAAAGUACCAUCCCCGGGAAAACAACCAAAACCACAACAAUAGAAGGUACCACCACUGGCACCACAACCCUAGAAAGUACAACAGAGACCACAACAGCAGAAAGCACCACAACGAAGACAACACCAACAGAAAGCACCACCACAGGUACCACAACAACAGAAAGCACAACAACCGGUACCACAACUCCAGAAAGCACCACAAUGACAGAAAGUACAACCACUGGCACCACCACUUCAGAAAGUACAACAACAGAAAGUGCUACAACAGAAAGUACCACCCCUGCUACUACAGCUUCAGAAAGUACAACACUGAAAACCACAACGAAAGAAAGCACCACAACAGACACUACAACAAAAGAAAGCACCACUACAGUUACCACAACAGCAGAAAGCACAACAACCGAAAGUACCACAGGUACCGAAACACCAGAAAGCACAACAACUGAGACCACAACAACAGAAAUCACCACCACAGGUACCAAAACACCAGAAAGCACAUCAACUGAGAACACAACAACAGAAAGCCACACCACAGGUACCACAACACCACAAAGCACAACAACUGAGACAACAAUGGAAAGCACCACCACAGGUACCACAACACCAGAAAGCGCAACAAUAGAAAGUACCACCACAGGCACCACAAAAGACAACAUAACAACAGAAAGCACCACCAUUGUUUCUACAACUCCAGAAAGCACAGCAAUGUUAGAAAGUGCAAUCACUGGCACCACUACUUCAGAAAGUACAACAACAGAGACCACAACAAAAGAAAGUACCACCCCUGGGACAACAAGCAAGACCACAACAUUAGAAAGUACCACCACAACUGACAUCACAACAACAGAAGGCCCGGCCACUAUAGAAAGUACUACCAUAGAGACCACAACUUCAGAAAGCACCAAAAUGACAGAAAGUACAACCACUGGCACCACCACUUUAGAAAGUACAACAACAGAAAGCACUACAACAGAAAAUACCACCCCGGCUACUACAACUCUAGAAAGCACCACAAUGACAGAAAGUACAACCACUGGCACCACCACUUUAGAAAGUACAACUACAGAAAGCACCACAACAGACACUACAACAGCAGAAAGCACAACAACUGAGACCACACCAGCAGAAAGCACCACCUCUGGGACAACAAGCAAGACUACAACAAGAGAAAGUACCACCACAGGUACCACAACACCAGAAAGCACAACAACUGAAGGCACCACCACUACAGAAAGUAUUACCAUAGAAACCACGACUCCAGAAAGCACCACAAUGACAGAAAGUACAACUACUGACACCACCACUUCAGAAAGUACAACAACAGAAAGCACUACAACAGAAAGUACCACCCUUGCUACUACAACUCCAGAAAGUACAACAAUGGAAAGCACAACAACAGAAAGCACCACUACAGGUACCACAACACCAGCAAGCACAACAAUUGAGACCACAACACCAGAAAGCACAACAACUGAGACCACAACAAUAGAAAGCACCACCACAGGUACCACAACAACUGAGACAACAAUGGAAAGCACCACCACAGGCACCACAACAGACACCAUAACAACAGAAAGCAUCACAACUGGGACCACAACACCAGAAAGCACAACAACUGAGACCACAACAAUAGAAACAAGCACAAGUACCACAACACCAGAAAGCACAACAACAGAAAGCACCACCACAGAUACCACAACACCAAAAAGCACAGCAACUGAGACCACAACAAUAGAAAGUACCACCACAGGCAUCACAACAGAAACCAUAACAACAGAAAGUACAACCACUGGGACCACCACAGCAGAAAGCACAACAACUGAGACCACACCACCAGAAAGCACCACCUCUGGGACAACAAGCAAGACUACAACAAGAGAAAGUACCACCACAGGUACCACAACACCAGAAAGCACAACAACUGAAGGCACCACCACUACAGAAAGUAUUACUAUAGAAACCACAACAACAGAAAGCACUACUACUGGUACCACGACUCCAGAAAGCACCACAAUGACAGAAAGUACAACUACUGACACCACCACUUCAGAAAGUACAACAACAGAAAGCACUACAACAGAAAGUACCACCCUUGCUACUACAACUCCAGAAAGUACAACAAUGGAAAGCACAACAACAGAAAGCACCACUACAGGUACCACAACACCAGCAAGCACAACAAUUGAGACCACAACACCAGAAAGCACAACAACUGAGACCACAACAAUAGAAAGCACCACCACAGGUACCACAACAACUGAGACGACAACAAUUGAAAGUACCACCACAGGCACCACAACACCAAAAAGCACAACAACUGAGGCCAUAACAGUAGAAAGUACCACCACAGGCACCACAACAGACACCAUAACAACAGAAAGCAUCACAACUGGGACCACAACACCAGAAAGCACAACAACUGAGACCACAACAAUAGAAACCAGCACAAGUACCACAACACCAGAAAGCACAACAACAGAAAGCACCACCACAGAUACCACAACACCAAAAAGCACAGCAACUGAGACCACAACAAUAGAAAGUACCACCACAGGCAUCACAACAGAAACCAUAACAACAGAAAGUACAACCACUGGGACCACCACAGCAGAAAGCACAACAACUGAGACCACACCACCAGAAAGCACCACCUCUGGGACAACAAGCAAGACUACAACAAGAGAAAGUACCACCACAGGUACCACAACACCAGAAAGCACAACAACUGAAGGCACCACCACUACAGAAAGUAUUACUAUAGAAACCACAACAACAGAAAGCACUACUACUGGUACCACGACUCCAGAAAGCACCACAAUGACAGAAAGUACAACUACUGACACCACCACUUCAGAAAGUACAACAACAGAAAGCACUACAACAGAAAGUACCACCCUUGCUACUACAACUCCAGAAAGUACAACAAUGGAAAGCACAGCAACAGACAGCACCACUACAGGUACCACAACACCAGCAAGCACAACAACCGAGACCACAACACCAGAAAGCACAACAACUGAGACCACAAAAAUAGAAAGUACCACCACAGGCAACACAAAAGAAAGCGUAACAACAGAAAGCACCACAACUGGGACCACAACACCAGAAAGCACAACAACUGAGACAACAACAACAACAGAAACCACCAGCACAGGUACCACAACACCAGAAAGCACAACAACAGAAAGCACCACCACAGGUACCACAACACCAGAAAGCACAACAACUGAGACCACAACAAUAGAAACCAGCACAGGUACCACAAGAACUGAGACCACAACAAUUGAAAGUACCACCACAGGCACCACAACAGACACCAUAACAACAGAAAGCACCACAACUGGGACCACAACACCAGAAAGCACAACAACUGAGACUAUAACAGUAGAAAGUACCACCACAGGCACCACAACAGACACCAUAACAACAGAAAGCACCACAACUGGGACCACAACACCAGAAAGCACAACAACUGAGACCACAACAAUAGAAACCAGCACAGGUACCACAACACCAGAAAGCACAACAACAGAAAGCACCACCACAGCUACCACAACACCAGAAAGCACAACAACUGAGACCACAACAACAGAAACCACCACAGGUACCACAACACCAGAAAGCACAACAAGCGAGACCACAACACCAGAAAGCACAACAACUGAGAACACAACAAUAGAAAGCACCACCACAGGUACCACAACACCAAAAAGCACAACGACUGAGACCACAACAAUAGAAAGUACGGCCACAGGUACCACAACACCAGAAAGCACAACAACUGAGACCACAACAAUAGAAACCCCCACAGGUACCACAACAGCAGAAAGCACAACAACUGAGACCACAACAAUAGAAAACACCACAGGUACCACAACACCAGAAAGCACAACAAGUGAAACCACAACACCAGAAAGGACAACAACUGAGACCUCAACAAUAGAAAGUACCACCACAGGCACCACAACACCAGAAAGCACAACAACUGAGACCACAACAAUAGAAAACACCACAGGUACCACAACACCAGAAAGCACAACAAGUGAAACCACAACACCAGAAAGGACAACAACUGAGACCUCAACAAUAGAAAGUACCACCACAGGCACCACAACACCAGAAAGCACAACAACUGACACCACAACAAUAGAAAGCAUCACCACAGGUACCACAACACCAGAAAGCACAACAACUGAGACCACAACAACAGAAAGAACAACAACUGAGACCACAACAACAGAAAGCACAACAACUGAGACCAUAACAAUAGAAAGCACCACCACCGGUAUCACAACACCAGAAAGCACAACAACUGAGACCACAACAAUUGAAAGUACCACCACAGGCACCACAACACCUGAAAGCAUAACAACAGAGACUACAACAAUAGAAAGUACCACCACAGGUACCACUACACCAGAAAGCACAACCACUGACACCACAACAAUAGAAAGUACCACCACAGGCACCACAACACCAGAAAGCACAACAACUGAGACCACAAAAAUAGAAACAACCACAGGUACCACAACACCAGAAAGCACAACAACUGAAACCACUACAAUAGAAAGUACCACCAGAGGCACCACAACACCAGAAAGCACAAUAACAACUGAUACCACAACAAUAGAAACCGCCACAGGUACCACAACACCACAAAGCACAACAAGUGAGACCACAACAACAGAAAGCACCACCACAGAUACCACAACACCAGAAAGCACAACAACUGAGACCACAACAAAAGAAAGUACCACCACAGGCACCACAACAGACACCAUUACACCAGAAAGCACAACAACAGAAAGCACCACCACAGGUACCACAACACCAGAAAGCACAACAACUGAGACCACAACAAUAGAAACCAGCACAGGUACCACAACACCAGAAAGCUCAAGAACAGAAAGCACCACCACAGGUGCCACAACACCAGAAAGCACAACAACUGAGACCACAACAAUAGAAACCACCACAGGUACCACAACACCAGAAAGCACCACAACAGAAACCGUAACAACAGAAAGUACCACCACAGGCACCACAACAGAAACCGUAACAACAGACAGCACCACCACUGGGACCACAACACAAGAAAGCACAACAACUGAGACCACAACAACAGAAACCACCACCACAGGUACCACAACACCAGAAAGCACAACAACUGAGACCACAACAAUAGAAACCAGCACAGGUACCAUAACACCAGAAAGCACAACAACAGAAAGCAUCACCACAGGUACCACAACACCAGAAAGCACAACAACUGAGACCACAACAAUAGAAACCACCACAGGUACCACAACACCAGAAAGCACAACAAGUGAGACGACAACACCAGAUAGCACAACAACUGACACCACAACAAUAGAAAGUACCACCACAGGUACCACAACACCAGAAAGCACAACAACUGAGACCACAACAAUAGAAACCGCCACAGGUACCACAACACCAGAAAGCACAACAACUGAGACCACAACAAAAGAAAGUACCACCACAGGCACCACAACAGACACCAUUACACCAAAAAGCACAACAACAGAAAGCACCACCACAGGUACCACAACACCAGAAAGCACAACAACUGAGACCACAACAAUAGAAACCAGCACAGGUAACACAACACCAGAAAGCACAACAACAGAGAGCACCACCAAAAGUGCCACAACACCAGAAAGCACAACAACUCAGACCACAACAAUAGAAACCACCACAGGUGCCACAACACCAGAAAGCACAACAACUGAGACCACAACAAUAGAAACCACAACAGGUACCGCAACACCAGAAAGCACAACAAGUGAGACCACAACACUAGAAAGCACAACAACUGCGACCACAGCAACAGAAAGCACCACCACAGAUACCACAAUACCAGAAAGCACAACAACUGAGUCCACAACAAUAGAAAGCACAACAACUGAGACCACAAUAGUAGAAAGUACCACCACAGGCACCACAACACCAGAAAGCACAACAACUGAGACAACAACAAUAGAAAGCACCACCACAGGUAUCACAACACCAGAAAGCACCACAACAGAAACCGUAACAACAGAAAGUACCACCACAGGCACCACAACAGAAACCGUAACAACAGACAGCACCACCACUGGGACCACAACACAAGAAAGCACAACAACUGAGACCACAACAACAGAAACCACCACCACAGGUACCACAACACCAGAAAGCACAACAACAGACAGCACCACCACAGGUACCACAAUAGCAGAAAGCACAACAACUGAGACCACAACAAUAGAAACCAGCACAGGUACCAUAACACCAGAAAGCACAACAACAGAAAGCAUCACCACAGGUACCACAACACCAGAAAGCACAACAACUGAGACCACAACAAUAGAAACCACCACAGGUACCACAACACCAGAAAGCACAACAAGUGAGACGACAACACCAGAUAGCACAACAACUGACACCACAACAAUAGAAAGUACCACCACAGGUACCACAACACCAGAAAGCACAACAACUGAGACCACAACAAUAGAAACCACCACAGGUACCACAACACCAGAAAGCACAACAACAGAGACCACAACAACAGAAAGCACCACCACAAGUACCACAACACCAGAAAGCACAACAACUGAGACCACAACAAUAGAAAGCACCACUACCGGUAUCACAACACCAGAAAGCACAACAACUGAGACCACAAGAAUUGAAAGUACCACCACAGGCACCACAACACCAGAAAUCACAACAACUGAAACCACAAAAAUAGAAAGCACCACCACAGGUACCACAACACCAGAAAGCACAACAAGUGAGACGACAACACCAGAUAGCACAACAACUGACACCACAACAAUAGAAAGUACCACCACAGGUACCACAACACCAGAAAGCACAACAACUGAGACCACAACAAUAGAAACCACCACAGGUACCACAACACCAGAAAGCACAACAACAGAGACCACAACAACAGAAAGCACCACCACAAGUACCACAACACCAGAAAGCACAACAACUGAGACCACAACAAUAGAAAGCACCACUACCGGUAUCACAACACCAGAAAGCACAACAACUGAGACCACAAGAAUUGAAAGCACCACCACAGGUAUCACAACACCAGAAAGCACAACAACUGAGACCACAAGAAUUGAAAGUACCACCACAGGCACCACAACACCAGAAAUCACAACAACUGAAACCACAAAAAUAGAAAGCACCACCACAGGUACCACAACACCAGAAAGCACAACAACUGACACCACAGCAAUAGAAAGUACCACCACAGGUACCACAACACCAGAAAGCACAACAACUGAGACCACAACAAUAGAAAGCACAACAAUUGAGACCACAACAAUAGAAAACACCACCACCGGUGUCACAACACCAGAAAGCACAACAACUGAGACCACAACAAUUGAAAGUACCACCACAGGCACCACAACACCAGAAAGCACAACAACGGAGACCACAACAAUACAAAGUACCACUACAGGUACCACAACACCAGAAAGCACAACAACUGACACCACAACAAUAGAAAGCACCACAUCGGACAGUACGACAACAGAAAGCACCACCACCGGUACCACAAUAGGUACCACAACAGCAGAAAGCACAACAACUGAGACCACAACAAUAGAAACCAGCACAGGUACCAUAACACCAGAAAGCACAACAACAGAAAGCAUCACCACAGGUACCACAACACCAGAAAGCACAACAACUGAGACCACAACAAUAGAAACCACCACAGGUACCACAACACCAGAAAGCACAACAAGUGAGACGACAACACCAGAUAGCACAACAACUGACACCACAACAAUAGAAAGUACCACCACAGGUACCACAACACCAGAAAGCACAACAACUGAGACCACAACAAUAGAAACCACCACAGGUACCACAACACCAGAAAGCACAACAACAGAGACCACAACAACAGAAAGCAUCACCACAAGUACCACAACACCAGAAAGCACAACAACUGAGACCACAACAAUAGAAAGCACCACCACCGGUAUCACAACACCAGAAAGCACAACAACUGAGACCACAAGAAUUGAAAGUACCACCACAGGCACCACAACACCAGAAAUCACAACAACUGAAACCACAACAAUAGAAAGCACCACCACAGGUACCACAACACCAGAAAGCACAACAACUGAGACCACAACAAUAGAAAGUACCACCACAGGUACCACAACACAAGAAAGCACAACAACUGAGACCACAACAACAGAAACCACCACAGGUACCACGACAUCAGAAAGCACAACAAGUGAGACAACAACAACAGAAAGCACCACCACAGGCACCACAACACCAGAAAGAACAACAACUGAAACCACAGCAAUAGAAAGUACCACCAGAGGUACCACAACACCAGAAAGCACAACAACUGAGACCACAACAAUAGAAACCACCACAGGUACCACAACACCAGAAAGCACAACAACUGAGACCACAACAAUAGAAACCACCACAGGUACCACAACACCAGAAAGCACAACAAGUGAGACCACAACACCAGAAAGCACAACAACUGAGACCACAACAAUAGAAACCACCACAAGUACCACAACACCAGAAAGCACAACAACUGAGACCACAACAAUAGAAAGUACCACCACUGUCACCACAACAGACAUAACAACAACAGAAAGCACUACCACAGGUACCACAACACCAGAAAGCACAACAACCGAGACCACAACAAUAGAAACCACCACAGGUCCCACAACACCAGAAAGCACAACAACUCACACCACAACAAUAGAAAGUACCACCACAGGUACCACAACACCAGAAAGCACAACAACUGAGACCACAACAACAGAAAUCAGCACAGGUACCACAACACCAGAAAGCACAACAACUGACACCACAACAAUAGAAAGUACCACCACAGGUACCACAACACCAGAAAGCACAACAACUGAGACCACAACAAUAGAAACCACCACAGGUACCACGACAUCAGAAAGCACAACAAGCGAGACAACAACAACAGAAAGCACCACCACAAGUACCAAAACACCAGAAAGCACAACAACUGAGACCACAACAAUAGAAAGCACCACCACCGGUAUCACAACACCAGAAAGCACAACAACUGAGACCAAAAGUACAACAACAGAAAGCACAACUGAAACCACAACACCAGAAAGUACAACAAUAACAGAAAGUACCACGAUGGGCAGUACAACAACAGAAAGCACCACAAUGGAUACUACAACAACAGCAAUUACCACAACUGGUAGCACAACUCUAGAAAGUACAACAACGGAGACGGCAACAUCAGAAAGCACAACAACAGGAGGAACAACAGACAGCACCACCACCGGUACCACAACAGCAGAAAGCACCACAACUGAGAGAACAACAGAUAUUAACACAAGCCUUGAUUAG